Molecule: messenger RNA, 529 nt
Organism: Paramecium primaurelia
Lineage: Eukaryota; Ciliophora; Oligohymenophorea; Peniculida; Parameciidae
Source: the annotation of a GenBank genome assembly
CAUGGUAAUGGCUUUAAAAAUGGAAAAUGGAUAGAUUUUGAUGAUGAUUUUAAAGAGGCUAAAGUACUAACAUAUAUUGGGGUGUAUAAAAAUGGUAAUAAGGUUGGUAGAUGGAAUAUUACAUUUGAGGGUUAAGAAAUGUAAAAAAAUUCUACAAAUAGUUUAUUAUUAAAUUGUUAGUAGUGGAGGAUCAUAUGAUAUAGAUGGUAAGGGAAUUAAAAUUGGCAGUUGGAUUGAUUGGAUGAAAAAUUUUAUUAUGAAAAAUAAGUAGCUCAUGAACUUGAAUAUAAAGAUGGUAAAAAAGUAGGGGGAUGGAUAUUUAUUGGAAUUGGAAUUACAACAAAAAGAUGUAAAUAUAUUAUAUAAUGUUUUUAUUUUUAAUUUCUUAGUGGUGGUGGAUCAAAUGAUGAACGAAGUAGUGGCUUUAAAAUUGGAAAGUGGAUUUACUCGGAUGAUGGCUAUAAUUAUUGGAAAUAAAAAAUUCUAAAAAGUGAAUAUAUAAAUGGUAAAAAAUUGGUAUAUAAAAUGA